UGCUGGAGUUCGGGAUGUGAGACUGCAUGCACCUCACUUGGGGUCCACAGUACGUUCGGCAUGCAGGGUCUGCUUGGGUUUCUUUGGGGAAGGAAUGUGGGCACUGCAUCCACCAGCAGGGACUGCUUGGGUCUCUUUGGGGAAGGAAUGUGGGCACUGCAUCCACCAGCAGGGACUGCUUGGGUCUCUUUGGGGAUGGAAUGUGGGCACUGCAUCCAUCACCUUUGGGGUGGAGAUUUGGGGACCCUCCCAUCCCCAUCGGGAUCAGGACGUGGGGGACUGUCUGCAUGCUGCUUGGAGUGGGGACAUGGGAGCCUGGACUGAUCUCAGGAGCAGAAGAUGGGGAUCCUCACAUCACCCUUGCAGUCGGGGGGCUGGAACCCUUGUGUUGGGGUUGGGACCAUUUUACUGGGGCCGGGACCUGGGGACACCUGAACCAGGACUUGGGGACAUCUGCAUUGGCGUCAGGACUUGGGGGGCUCCACACGGGGACCGCAGCACCUCCCCAGGGCUCAGCGGGCUGGAAACGGGACAGUGGGGGCAGGUUGUGUCUGUCCCCUCCCUCCUCGCAGGAACAGUGACCGGGGGCCGGACCCAGGCUCCCCGUGCUUGCUCCAGCCCCAUCACCCUGGAGGGCUCUGGGUAACUCAGAUGUGCCACCAGAGCCGCUUGGCCCCAUCCUGAUCCUGCUUCACCCCGAAUCCCCGCUGCCAUGAAGAGGAAGCCGGGGAAUGGGCGGGGGCCGGAGCCUGCGGCCCCCCAGCAGCGAGCCCGCUCUGUCACCAAGCCAGCAGAGUACGUGGGAUCCUUCAUGGUGGAGGAGCUGGACCUGCAGCAGCGAGCGGGGCAGGUGGAGGAGCAGCUGCGGGCACUGAAGGACUGUCCCCGGAGGAGGUCGGUGGUGCUGAGGUUCAGCUUGCAGGGCCUGAAGGUCUACGGCGCUGACGGGGAGACGCUGCUGAUGGCACACGCGCUGCGCCGCAUCCUCUACAGCACCUGGAGGCUCCCCGACCGCCAGUUCGCCUUCGUGGCCCGCAACCCCCACAGCCCGCCCAGCACCCUCUUCUGCCACCUCUUCGUGGGGCUCCCGGGAGAGGUCCAGACCCUGCACCUCCUGCUCUGCCGCUCCUUCCAGCUCUGCUACCUCCUGGCGCACCCCGAGGAGCAGGCGGGCGAGGGGGAGCUCCCGGGGCCGGGGGUGCUGCGGGAGCCCCUCAACCCCGAGGAGGUGUCACGGAAUGUCAACGCCCUCGUGUCCUUCCGGCGCCUGCCCGCGCCCGGCGGCCUCGGCCCGCUGGGCACCGGGGACCGGCGGCCGGAGGCGGAGGGCAGAGCCUGGCGCCCGGGGAACCCCUACUGCUCGCCCGUGCUGGUGCGCAAGAAAGCCAUCCGGAGCAAAGUGCUGCGCUCGGGAGCCUACCGGGACUGCGGGGCCGAGGGACAGCUCCACCAGCAGCCCCGCGAGGCCGCGGCGGCGGGAGGUGAAAGCAAAGGGGCGAGGAGCUUGGCCUUCCUGCCCGAGAACGAGAGCGUGCUCGCCGAGAGCGUGUGGGCCUUCGCCGGCAUCGCCAGGGCCGCCGGGGUCUCGCUGCUGCGGCGGGACGCGCCCGGCUCCUUCCUGCUGCGCGCCGAGCCCGGGCUGCCCCAGCGCUGGUGCCUGUGGGUGCGGGCUCCGUGCGGCGUGGUGUGCUACGGCGUGCUGCGGACACUGCACGGCCGGUUCUGCGUGGAGCACUCCAACGCCGAGUUCGCCAGCGUGGCCGCCCUCCUGGCGCACUACUCCGGGCCCGCGGGGGGCUGCUUCUGCCGCCUGCGCCCCGGCCGGCGCAACCCCGGCUACGAGGAGCGGGACCCGGGCGGCGGGGCCGGCGCCGGGCCCGGGGAGGCCCACGAGCGGGGCUAG
Passer montanus (Eurasian tree sparrow) is the source of this 1903-nucleotide messenger RNA. RefSeq names its product SH2 domain containing 5 (gene SH2D5). Gene Ontology annotation, cellular component: postsynaptic density. The coding region runs from base 713 to 1903 and encodes 396 amino acids. The transcript is spliced from 10 exons. NCBI's taxonomy places the organism in Eukaryota, Metazoa, Chordata, Aves, Passeriformes, Passeridae. The record is from RefSeq and is a predicted model, not a curated record.